AUGGCUGCCUUAACAGAUGUUACAUCAUCAUUAGCCCCAAUGAUUGCUCAAAUUCCAAUGUAUAUUGGGCAGGAACCUCCAAUAGAAUAUUAUAACAAAUUUAUGCAAAUAUUUCAAUAUGGUAAUACAUUAGCUGUUGCAGGAUUUAAUGAUGCAGUAAAAACACGAAUGUUAUCAUCUAGAUUAGCUGAAAGAUUCAUACCACCUGAUCCAUUUCAAAAUAGAGCAGGUAAUCAAGUAAAUACACCCGCACUUUUUCUUGGUUGGUUAGAGGAUAAAUAUCGAGAAGUAAUAAUAGGAACUAGUCAAGCAUCUAUGAAAGCGCUUAUAAAUGAAAAAUUUUCUCCACUUGAUACACCAGAUAGUUAUAAGCAAAGAAUUCGUACAUUUACACAUUCUAUUGCAGAUGCCGAUUGUUUACCUAUACUCUAUAACCACUUACCAGAAAAUUUAGAACUCCGAGUUAGAAUGACAGCCCCUGCAACCAAAGACGCUUUCUUUACAAAUCUUAGAAAUUGUUGGUUGGAAUCAAAUGGGAAUUAUUUGGAUACUGUUGCUGAGAGAUUAGGUUACUCAGAUUAUGGAUCACGAAAUCCUGAUGCUUUAAUAAAAUUUAUCGAUGAUGAAUUAUAUAACAGAUUAGGUUAUGAAAAUUAUCAUCUUAAAAGAGAGCCUUUUGGUCAAGUUAGAGAGGUUAAUAUCAGAGUGAUUAUCAGACCUAGUACUUCGGGUACUAAAAAAGUAUAUGCUACAAAGAAGCCAACAAAAAAGCCUGCAAAGAAGCCUACUAAAGUUACUAAAGUUACAUACAAAUGCUCAAAUUGCGGAAAAAUUGGACAUAGAAAAAAUAUGUGUCCUGGAGGUACGAAACCCAAGAAGGUUAAUUAUACUUAUCAGAGCGAACCAGAAAAUUCAGAUGAUGAGGAGGAAGUAUUUCUUGAAUCUCUUAAAUAUAUGAUAUCCGAAUUAGUACUCCAUUGUCCUAAGGAGAUUCUCAUUGAAGCUCGUGUAUUUCUUAAUAAUCUAUUUAUAAAGAUGAAGGACCAAUUCGAUUCAUAUUAUGGCGAAAAGUAUACAGUCAAGGAACGAAAUAAGGACCAGACUCCAAACUCUUUGAGUCACAAAGAAACGAAUCGCGAUUAUGAGCUUAUAUCUUCACCAGAAAAACUUGACAAUUCCAUUACAUUAAAUCACGCAAUUAAAGUAUAUCAAGGAGCACAAAUAACCCGAAAUUGGCCUAACCCCUUUAAUGUUGAUUUCCUCAAAAUAGAACCUAAUGAUGUAGCAACAAUUUUAUGUAGAAUAUGUGAGUUGAUAAUAUCCCAUGCAAUUCUAGAUACCGGUGCAGAUUCUUCAAUGUUUACUGAUAACAUUCCUGAAUAUUUAGAGAUAAAAAUAGAUAAGAAAAAUGUUCACAAACUUACUGGUGCGGUUGGAGAUUCACAAUCUAUUGGUACUUCAUAUAAUGUUUCUAUAACUAUUGGUAGUGGUGAGGAUUCUAUAACAGUUUAUGAAGAUAUAUCUGUAAUAUCUACAAAAAAAGAUCGAAAUGGAAAUGAUAUAUCUAUAAUGAUACUUGGUACCAAAUGGCAACAUCGUGUCGGAUGGGAUCCUAUAGUAAAAGGGGAAUUUAUAGCAACACACAAUGGAAAGACUAUUACAAUUCCUCUUUCUACUCGCAAAGAAUCACGCAAUGCAUUUAAUACAGAAAAAAUACAGGCAUCAGAGGUAAAAAAAAAUGCGUAA
Messenger RNA from Ambispora gerdemannii, 1746 nucleotides. NCBI's taxonomy places the organism in Eukaryota, Fungi, Glomeromycota, Glomeromycetes, Archaeosporales, Ambisporaceae. The record is from the annotation of a GenBank genome assembly.